This is a messenger RNA of Calidris pugnax (ruff), 1604 nucleotides long. It is a transcript of the gene LDAF1, whose product is annotated as transmembrane protein 159. The transcript is spliced from 5 exons. The coding region runs from base 335 to 808 and encodes 157 amino acids. Lineage: Eukaryota; Metazoa; Chordata; Aves; Charadriiformes; Scolopacidae. The record is from RefSeq and is a predicted model, not a curated record.
GGACUUCCUAAUCCAUUCCUCGCAAACACCUCGUUGCGGUUCCUCCGCCAACGCCACGGGCGGCCCUGCCCCGGCCCUCUUCCCUCCUUCAGCCUCCCCGGCCCUGCCCGCCGCGCCGCCGGCCCCCGCGGGGAGGAGACAGCGGCAGGAGGGCGGCGGCGCUUCCCUCAGCGCCGGCAGGCCCAGCCCGGGCCGCGCCGGGCGUCGCAUCCGAAGGGACCAGCUGCCGAGAAGGGCUGCGGCCAGGCGGGUUGCCGCCGCGGGAGGGGAAAUUGGAUGGCUGAGUGAGAACUGGGUGUAUAGAAGAUUCAGGAUCGUUGCAGAGGAUUACAAGAUGCCUAAGGAAAUGCAAGAGCUGCAGAAGCAAUGGCACUCCAUAGUGCAGACCAUCCACAGCAACUCAAACGUUGUUGCAUUCAUGAACUCCCGUGUUGGCCAAUAUUUAGAUGACCAUCCUUUCGUUGCCUUAUCAGUCCUGGUGUUUAUUGCAGUGUCUGCUAUUCCCGUUGCAUUUUUCCUGAUCUUUGUUUUUGCAACAGCUGUAAUGGCCUGUAUCGGUGUGGUAGUCAUGGAAGGUUUUGUAAUAGCCAUAGGUGGCAUAGCCCUUCUUUGUGUGCUGUGUGGCCUGGGUGCACUGUCACUGGGAGUUUCUGGAGUACUGAGUAUUUCUUAUGUUGUUCUUUCAACUCUGGUCAACUACUGGUAUGCUUCAAGGGAUCAGAUACGGAAGCAAGAAGUCAAUGGAAGUUUGCCCCAGAAGAGUCCUCCUGUCUUGGAUCUUGCUGCCAAUAAUGGAAAAAGUGAAUAAGUGGGUUUCUCCCCACCUUCUUCAUAGGCACUUAACUGUACUAUUCUGACCUUUGCAAUGUACUUGUUUACUCAUUCAGCCUUUUUGCACUCUUUAUGGGAACUGAAAAAAAUCAAUACGCAUCUUACAUUUUCACUGUCUAAUACUAAGAAUAACCAUGAAGCAGCAGUACAUUGCAAUAUUAAGUCUAUGUGCAUGAUGGAAUGUUCCACAGAAUUUGGUAAAGGGAUGUAAUAGUAGCAGCUACUGAUAAGUCAGUAACAGGUGAAAGAAAGAGUAGGUAGGUAUUUGACUUCCCAUUUGUAACUGGAGUUCUGGAUAUACUAUCUUUUGAAACCUGUAUGCAGCAGUUGGUUAUUUUGAUACAUGAGUGUCAAAGCUGAGAACACCAGAAGUAUGUUUUGAAUGUUAAAAAAUAUUUUUAAGCCUUAACAGCCUUUGUUAAAAUAGUACGAGCACACCAUGCUAAUGCUUUAUAUUUAUUAUAUGAGGAAAAUUGGGGUUUGUCAUAUGUUAAAUCAUGGUGUAAGCUUUUAUAUACCUUUAGAUGUUGUAUUAUUCUGAAGGGAUAUUUUUGUUGUUCUCAUUGCCUCAUCGCAUCAAUGGUAUGCAGUUAGGUCUUGCAUUUUGUGAUGUUUGUUUAGGUAUUUAAAUUGCCUGUUUUGCUUCUCAGUUGUAACUUCUUGUAUGUUAUUUAAACUUUUUUUUUUUCAUUUCUGCAAAUGCUAUAGUAUUUUUAAGCAUUAAGAAAGUAUCUAACUAUAUUAGUUUAAUAAAGUGCUGUUUGUUUAACCAG